This is a messenger RNA of Monascus purpureus, 1632 nucleotides long. Lineage: Eukaryota; Fungi; Ascomycota; Eurotiomycetes; Eurotiales; Aspergillaceae. The record is from the annotation of a GenBank genome assembly.
AUGGCCAUAAAGCUUUCUACUAGGAAAACAGCCAAACCGCAGUCCACAAGGGAUAUCUCUAAUCCCGUGUUGAUCAGCGCAAAUGUGCUGCCCCGAGACGAUCUUCAGUACCUCAAUGAUAUUCCGGCUACUAGAGGGACGUUGCAAAAUCCCUCACCUCUAACUUCCCAGAAGUCUGAAGUGCCCGAGAGACAACAGUGGAAUUCAACCGCACAGGACAACCCCAGUCAACAAUGUGAUGAGAAUUUAUCGUCUUCGCACACGAGAGGUGGUGUCGCAAAAGAGCCAAUGUCACUGUCGCUUCAGCGAAAGCCGAGUAAAUGGAGGAAAAUAGGUGGGAUAUUCACGGCAAAGAACGCUGUUAAACCUACAUCGGAUAGGAAGCCAAUUUACCAAGUGCGUGUUAAUGAUCGAUCCUUAUACGACCUUUCGAAUUCAACGGAUUUCCACUGCGAACAGAAGUCCCGCUACAUGGUCCCACCGAAGAUGAAUAGUCAACAGAAAGGUAGAACGGAGCAGCAGUCAACUGGACAGAGUUCGAAGCCGAAGGAGAGUGGCUCAGAGCCCUUUCUCAAUGUUGAUAUCCCACAAGUGGAGUUGGAGCGGUAUAGUGUGAUGUUCAGCGGUCUUCUAGACAAAAGACGGCCUCCUCCCUUGGCUAGACGACGUAGCAGAACUUUGGACGACUUGAAUACUUCGAUGACAAACGAGUUCUUUACCGACCCCCCCAAACUCCGACGACAGGCAACAUCACCGGCAGCGAGAUCUCCCAAUUUCGCUUCGUUCCCUGCAUCCCAUUUUAGCAAGCCUUUGGAGGAUCCCGGUAGUCAAAAUCUGUCACCUUGUCCGAGCCCAUCACUUAAGCUUCCAACGGUGCCGGAAGGAAGGACUGGAAAUGAAACGUUUCGUCAGAAUAGCAUCCACCACACUGGUCAGAAACCGGAUGUUUCAACGUCACGUCAAGCGCAAGUCUCAGUGGCAUAUACCGUGGAUUCAAACGAGUCGAAGAGAGAUCAUUCUCGUCCACGAAAUGGAACAGAAGGGGCCGUGGCUACCCGGGAGAAAAAGGUGAACAAUAGAUCUUCCGAAAACCUGCCGACUGCCACACUCCGUACCAGGUCUGUAGUACUUUCAGAAACGCUGGACCAACUCAAUGGCACGAGGAAAAGGGAUGAUCAGAAUACAGUUCCAUUAUUCACUGCGAGCAAAGAAAGGGUUGACCAAAUCAUGGCUGCAAAGAUGAACAGUUCUACAACCCCUCCAGUCCCAUUCAAUGCAACCAAAGAGAGGGUCGACCAAAUCAUGGCUGCAAAGAUGAACAGUUCUUCAACCUCUCCAGCGGAAUCAACCCAUGCCCAAUUCAAGGCAACCAAAGACAGGGUCGAUCAAAUCAUGGGUGCGAAAAGCAACAGAUCAGAAACAUCCCCAGUGGAUUCAAACAGGCGUCCUCAUGAAAAUAAACACACCGAUGGAAAGCCACCCAAAUCACCCAAGGCUGAAGUAUCUAUUGCGAGGUCCGUAUCCGUUACGAGGGCUAAAAAGCAAGUCAUUGUCCCCAUCGGACCAAGGCCGACCAGCGGGAAAUCCAACCAGCGUUUCAUGAAGGGAAGGGGAGGACUCCUGAAGUCAUGA